Messenger RNA from Mirounga angustirostris (Northern elephant seal), 2328 nucleotides. It is a transcript of the gene NME8, whose product is annotated as NME/NM23 family member 8. The record is from RefSeq and is a predicted model, not a curated record. NCBI's taxonomy places the organism in Eukaryota, Metazoa, Chordata, Mammalia, Carnivora, Phocidae. The transcript is spliced from 15 exons. The coding region runs from base 1 to 1665 and encodes 554 amino acids.
AUGGCAGGCAAAAAGCGAGAGAUCCAGUUACAGGCAGUCGUUAAUAGUCAAAGCCUGUGGGAUGAGAUGUUGCAGAACAAAGGCCUGACAGUGAUCGACGUUUACCAAGCCUGGUGUGGACCUUGCAAAGCAAUGCAAACUUUAUUCAGAAAAUUGAAAAAUGAGCUGAACGAAGAUGAACUUCUGCAUUUUGUUGUAGCAGAAGCUGACAACAUUGUGACUUUGCAGCCAUUUAGAGAUAAAUGUGAACCUGUUUUUCUUUUUAGUGUUAAUGGCAAAAUUAUUGCAAAGAUAAAUGGUGCAAAUGCACCACUUGUUAAUCAAAAGAUUAUUAACUUGGUCAAUGAGGAGAAGAAAAUUGCAGCAGGUGAAAUGGUUCGCCCUCAGUAUCAUGAAAUUGUGUUUGUAGAUCCAGAGGCGGAUGAUGGUGGGGAAGUACUCAAUGAAAGUAUUGAUCAACUCUACAGUAUUGCUAUUAUCAAACCCGAUGCUGUGCUUAAUAGAAAAUCUCUAGAGAUUAAACAAAAAAUCAUCAAGGCAGGCUUUGUGAUAGAAAUCGAAGAUAAGAGAGUGCUCACUGAGCAACAAGUAAGGGACUUCUACCGUCGGAUAGCAGACCAGCCUGACUUUGAAGAUUUUGUCCUUUUUAUGACCAGUGGCCUAAGCCAUAUUCUAGUUAUAUCUCAAGGAAAUGAAGAGCAGCCUGCUCUGGGAGAAACUGAAACUGAUCCUGAGACAGAAGCUAAAGAAAUAUAUGAGGAUCACCUUGCUAUGGUCACGACUCCAAUGAUGAGGAAGAAGCAGGACAGCUUAGAAGAAUAUCUGGAAAGACAACAUAUAUCUCAGUUUUGUGAUGUUGAAGAGAAUAUAACUGAUGUUAACCACUUUAUUGAUAUGUUCUUCCCUGAUUUUAAAAAUAUGGAAAACCUCAAAUUAGAAAAGAUCCUGGCAUUACUUCGACCAGCUCUCUUCCAAGAAAAGAAAGAGGAUGUUUUGAAGAUUAUUGAAGAUGAAGGCUUUAAAAUACUGAUGCAAAGGCAAAUUGUAUUAUCGGAAGAGGAAGCACAAACACUGUGCAAGGAAUAUGAAAAUGAGGAUUAUUUUGGAAACCUUAUAGAAAAAAUGACCAGUUUAUGCAUACGAUUUGCAAUGGAAGAUUUGCCCAUCAACCAGUUGUAUGGAAGUGAUUCAUUAGAAGCAGCCGAGAGGGAAAUACAGUAUUUCUUUCCUCCUCAAAGCACUUUAGCUCUGCUUAAACCUCAUGUAACACAGGAACAAAGAGAGGAGAUCUUGAAACUUAUUAGAGAGGCUGGAUUUGAAAUAACACAGAUGAAGGAAAUGCUCCUAAAUGAAGAAGAAGCAGAAAAAAUUUAUUCAAAAAUAAAAGGAAAAGAUUUUUAUCAAGAUGUAUUGGAAAUGUUAUCUGAGGGUCCAUCUUUGGUCAUGGUUCUGACCAAGUGGAAUGCUGUUUCAGACUGGAGACAAUUGAUGGGUCCUGUAGAACCAGAUGAGGCAAAACUACUGUCCCCAGACUCUAUCCGAGCCAAGUUUGGAAGAAGUGUUUUGAAAAAUGCUGUCCACGGAUCAUCUAAUACCUAUGAAGCAAUGGAGAGCAUUACUAGAAUUUUUGAAGAAUUUGUUCCUGAGAAUCCCGAGGAAAACUAAAAACUUUGAGAAGAUAAUGUGUGUAAGUUCCCACGGGCAUAUAACCAUGUGGCACAGCUUCCUGGGAGGAAUAAAAAGGAAGAUAUUCUUUGGAGGAAAAUCCGGUGUUACCUCAAGUUAAAAACUAACCUCCAAGUGAAAAACAUGUGGUUAUGCAUAAUAACAAUAAAAAAUAUGACCUUCAAACAAAUCUUAAUGUUUAUCUUUACCCUAUCUUACAGAGAGGAUUUAGGGUGGCUUAUAUAAAUGCACACAAGAUUGAAUAAAAUAGUUGGGGAGGAACAUGGAAUAUGGGGAAGAAGAGUGUAAGAUGGAGCGGGAAGCCAGGAUUGGAGUUAUAUACAAAAUGCAUAGAAGGCCCUAACGUAUAUUUAGAUGUUGGCCAAAAAUUUGACUCUAAGCAUUUCAGCAAUAAACUCUGAAAAGGUGUCGUGCUGAUUUACAGAAUUUGCAAUCUAACUACAGGACAAGUGCAGGCCAUGUACCUCCUUUCUUGACACUAAGACAAUGCAAAUCUCUCCAGGGAUGAAGUUGAUAAUAAAGUUCCCACUCAUUUUGGCAUUUUCCCCUCUCAGGAUGUAAUCUGAUGAUGUUUACUACAGCGAUGUACUUGAGCUUUUAGCCAGAGUUAUAUGUAAUUCCCAGCAUGUUGGCUAUGACACC